AUGAAGAGUAUCAUGAUGUCUCGCUCAAAGGCACAGAUGGAGUGCUGGAAUCGAGCAGCCUUGUCUGUCCGUAGCAAGUACUUCAAGACCAUGUUCAAAAAGGGUGGAUUCAAGGAAUCCACCGAUGCAGUAGUAUCCAUUGGAUUGUUUUCUGGCAAGGUCCUCCAGGCAAUUGUGGAGUAUAUCCACACCGACACUGCCACCAUUUUGGCUAAACAUGCGGAAGGCGCCAUUGGAGAAAACGCAUCUGAAACUGCUGCUGAUCACAUGAACGAAUUCCGGACAUUGGCAUCGUUGACAGAAGCAGCCAUGUUUGUGGGUUUGCCAGGCCUCUGUCGAAAGACUCAGAAUUGCAUCGGUACCUUCCUGAGUUUGAUGCCCUCCAUGGCAUUUGCUGUCUUGGCAGCAUCCAAACAAGAGGGACCUGUGAUUUCAUGGGAGUUGACCAAUCAUGCUUGGAGAAUCUUCUCCAGAACCACUGGAUUCCUGGAUGAAGUUGUUCUACAGCACAUCUCUGACACUGUGCUGUUGGCGUUAAUUCCAGACGCCAAGGCCAAGAUUGACAUGACACAACUCUUCAAUCUAAUCCAUUCUUGGUCCCAGGGUGAGCCAUCCCUCCCUGAUGAAGACCGCCAAAAUUAUGCCAAGGCCAUGGUUCAAGACCAUGUGGAACUUGACUUGAUGGACCCAGAUGAUUUAUCUGCCUUGGUAGAAACGUCUGGCUUGGUGACCAAAGAUCAGCUGUAUGAUGUCUUCAAGAAGCAAGCCAAGAAAGCCAAGCACGAUCAUGAUGUUUCCUUUUCCCGGCCACCGUUGGAUUUUGUUUUGGUGGAGUGGAAGAGGGCCCUUUCAAAACAGUUUAAAGUUCGGUCCGGAACUAGGUGGAGAAGUGAUUCUCUGAAAGUACCUGCUGUUGAAGAUGGAGCAAAGGUUUGCUGGACUGUCACCAUCCAUGCUAGGACUACUGGUCUCACAGAAGCGAUGUUUGGCUUGGUUUGGCCAAAUCUACCUCUAAUGUCGACGCCACUGCAUUUUGCGGCUCUCAACGCUACUGUUGGGGUGUCCUUGGUAGCACGGGAAAAGAGUAUUCAUAUCGGAACCGUGAUCGAUACCUUGGCGAAAAUACCAAAUUCGGAGCAGGAUCUCGUGUCACUUUGA
Molecule: messenger RNA, 1158 nt
Organism: Seminavis robusta
Lineage: Eukaryota; Bacillariophyta; Bacillariophyceae; Naviculales; Naviculaceae
Source: the annotation of a GenBank genome assembly